Molecule: messenger RNA, 595 nt
Organism: Spirodela intermedia
Lineage: Eukaryota; Viridiplantae; Streptophyta; Magnoliopsida; Alismatales; Araceae
Source: the annotation of a GenBank genome assembly
AUGGAUGACUUUGAUAUCAUAUUGGGGGCAACUUUGUGAUCAAGGCAAAGGCGAUAAUUUUCCUCCACUACAAAGGAAUUCUCAUAUGUAGGGGCAAGCAAUUGUGUUUUGUGCAAGGAUUUACACAAGGGAGGACAAAGCCCCAAUUUAUUUAUGCAAUGCAAUUGAAUUCUAACUUGUAAAAGGAUGCAAACACAUAUCUCAUCACAUUAUGAGACGUGAAAGGAGAAGCUAGUGGGUCAUCUACAUGUAUUUCCCUUAAGAAUUUCAUACCAUCAUACUUGAAAAACUCUUUGUGAAUUUACUAUUAAGGCGAGACAUUGAACAUGCUAUUGAAUUAUUACUUGGGGAGCAACCACCAACCAAGGCCCCAUAAAAGAUGCCUCCGUCACACUUGAAAGAGCUGAGAAAGCAAUUGAAAGGGUUACUAACAGUAGGGCAUAUUCACCAUUCUCACACCCCAUUUGAUGCUUUAGUUCUUUUGUAGAGGAAGAAAGACGAUAUACUAAGGCUUUGUAUAGAUUAUAGGACUCUAAAUAAUAUCACGAUGAGGAACAAGUACUCAAUACCUAAUGCAAAUGACCUAUUUGACUAG